This is a messenger RNA of Sardina pilchardus (European sardine), 898 nucleotides long. RefSeq names its product peptidylprolyl isomerase Aa (cyclophilin A) (gene ppiaa). NCBI's taxonomy places the organism in Eukaryota, Metazoa, Chordata, Actinopteri, Clupeiformes, Clupeidae. The record is from RefSeq and is a predicted model, not a curated record. The transcript has 5 exons. Gene Ontology annotation, biological process: protein peptidyl-prolyl isomerization; protein folding. Bases 117 to 611 code for a protein of 164 amino acids. Gene Ontology annotation, cellular component: intracellular membrane-bounded organelle. Gene Ontology annotation, molecular function: peptidyl-prolyl cis-trans isomerase activity.
AGAAGAAGAAGAAGAGGAAGAAGAAGUAGAAAAGGAAGGCCCACGCGGUGCUAGAGCUAUCUUUUUCUGUCUAUGUGCUAGAGUCUCAAUUUUUCAAUUUCAAUUUGUCUUGGAAAAUGGCUAACCCAAAGGUUUUUUUCGACCUUACUGCCAAUGGCCAGGCAGUUGGUAGAGUUGUCAUGGAGUUAAGAGCAGAUGUUGUCCCUAGAACAGCAGAGAACUUCAAGCAACUGUGCACAGGAGCCCCUGGAUUUGGCUACAAGGGAUCAACAUUCCAUCGUGUCAUCCCUAACUUCAUGUGUCAGGGUGGUGACUUCACAAAACACAAUGGAACAGGUGGGAAGUCUAUCUAUGGUAACGAAUUUGCAGAUGAGAACUUCACCCUGAAGCACACUUGUCCUGGAAUCUUGUCCAUGGCCAAUGCUGGGCCCAACACAAAUGGCUCUCAGUUCUUCAUCUGUACUGAGAAAACCUCCUGGCUUGAUGGAAAGCACGUUGUGUUUGGAAGUGUUGUGGAAGGCAUGGAUGUUAUCAAGAAAGUGGAGACUUAUGGCUCAAACAGUGGCAAGACCAGUGCCAAGAUAGUUGUUGCAAACUGUGGCCAGCUGUAGAGCUGUACAUGGUCUUAAGUCUAUUCUUGAUAUUCUCCCUUCAAUAUCCCCUGUAAAGUGUUACAUUCCAAGCAUUUAGGGUGUGUGUGGGUUGUGCUUCUUUGUCCUUUUUUUCCCCCAAUAUUAAAUGUGUUAAAUAGUAAAUACCUAUCUACAGCCUUUCUGUGUUCAGAAUUUACCUUUUUUUAUGUGUCAUCUGAUCUAUUCAAAGGGUUUUACUCAAAUGUUUUUGGGUCAUCUUAUCUAUUCAAAGGGUUACUGAAAUAAAGUAGAACAAUAUUCCCAAA